Molecule: messenger RNA, 4954 nt
Organism: Oncorhynchus masou masou (cherry salmon)
Lineage: Eukaryota; Metazoa; Chordata; Actinopteri; Salmoniformes; Salmonidae
Exons: 9
Coding region: 97-1194 (365 amino acids)
Molecular function (GO): nucleic acid binding
Source: RefSeq, a predicted model, not a curated record
UUCUCACUGAAAUAUAAUUGGCAACACCUCAGAGAGUGGUUAGCUAGUUAGUAGUUCUGCGUGGUUAAUAUUUGUUCCUGUCACACAGCGACAAGAAUGCCAACACUGUCACUGUGUUCAGCAUACAACUGCAAAAACCGCAGCCCCAAAACUGGUGUGGGAUUUUUUAGAUUCCCCAAAAAUGACCCUGAAAGACGCAAACAAUGGAUUAUUAAUAUGAAGUGUAAAGGGUGGAAUCCGCAACAAAACCACCGUGUGUGCUCUGUUCACUUUGAAGACAAGUAUAUUUGCGGGAGGGACAUACGUCAACGCCUCACGCCAGACGCAGUCCCGACUAUAUUCGACUAUCCAAAAAACUUUCAAAAGAAGAGUAUUACCUGGGCAGUCAAAGAUGUUUCCCCGAAGGUGGCAUGUGAGAACAUGGAGUUCCAACUUCCACUCCUCAAGCACAUAAUAGAGAUCAAAGACGCAUGGGAGUGGCUGGUUAUAGACAUCAGAGGGCCGCUACCCUUGACAUUGAACGGACACCAGUACGUUCUGACCUUGACAGACUUCUACUCCAAAUGGGUGGAGGCCUUCCCCCUGAGAGGUUGUAGCUCUACUGAGGUAGCACAACAUGUAGCAGAAGUCAUCUCUCACUUUGGCUUCCCUUUUGGAAUCCUUGUUCGACUGAAGAAGAACUUUACCAGUAAGAUCAACGUUGCUUUGAAGAGUCUUCUGAAGCUGAGUGGGUUCUCUCUCUUAUACCGUCAUCGGCAAGUUGGAUCACUGGAUCUGACCACACAAACCCUGAUCAGCAGGAUGGUGUCUGAUCUUGUGAAUGACCAUCCAUACAACUGGGAUGUCUGCCUCCCUGCAAAGGUGUUCAGCCUGUGUUUCAAGGAGCACCCCAAGACCAAGCAGAGACCUUUCUCUCUGCUGUGCUGCAAAGGACCACAGCCGGUCACCACCCCUAGGGAUCUGUCUUUCAGUCCUGCAGAACUCAGAGAGAGUUCCUUUGCAAUCCAGUCAAAUCAAGAGGGUGGGCAUGACACUGAUCCGCAAGGCAUGGUUGGCAUUGAAUCUGGGAAGGAAACGGCUGGAAAGAGCACAGUUACAAGGGUCUCCUUUUUUAGGAGCAACACAGAGAGUAACACAGACGGUAACCCCAACAGUGAACCAUCCUCUGAAGAUCAUCAUGCCAUGGAAACCUGAAUCAUUUAUUGGAUCAGUGCUCUAUCAGUCAUGCUGCCAUAUUUUUGGGGAAUAGGUUAUUUUGGUUUUCUAAGGUGUCUUCAUUUUGUUGAAAAACACUUCGGUUCAAUGUUUGGCUGGUGCACUGUUUCAAGAUUGUUAGCAGAGACAUCAGUGUGGGUCAGGAAUUUAUGUACCACCUGCAUCAAUUCAAUCAGCCAAAACAUCAUGCAUAGAUGAUUGAUUAAUGAUAAGGUGAUCCCUAAAAGCAAUUGCUUUAUUUUGAAAUCAAAUUGUAUUUGUCAAGUGCUGAAUUCAACAGGUGUAGGGUGUACUGUGAAAUGCUUACUUAAGAAAGGAAACGGUAAAAAUAAAGUAACAACAACCAGGAUCUAUACAAGGAGUAACAGUAUGGAGUUCAAUGUGUAGGGUACGUGGUAGUUGAGGUAAUAUGUGGGGGUAAAAAUGACUAGGCAAUAAGGAUAGAUCAUUAACAGAGUGGCAGCUGUGCUGUGUGUGUGUGUUGGAGUGUCAGUGUAGUAUGUGUCAAUGUGUGGGUAGAGUCCAGUGAGUGCAUAGAGCCAGUGCAAAAAGGGGGGUCAAUGUAAAUCGUCGGGGUAGCAAUUUGAUUAGCUGUUCAGCAGUCUUGUGGUUUGGGGGUAGAAGCUGUUAAGUUGCUUUUUGGUCCCAGACUUGUCGCUCCGGUCACGCUUGCCACGCGGUAGCAGAGGGAAGUCUAUGACUUGGGUGGCUGAAGUCUUUGACCAUUUUUAAGGCCUCCCUCUUACACCGUCUGGUGUAGAGGGUCUGUGUAGCAUGGAGCUUGGCCCCAGUGAUGUACUGGGCUGUACACACUACCCUCUGUAGCGCCUUGUGGUCGGAUGCCAAGUAGUUGCCAUACCAAGAGCUGAUGCAGCCAGUCAAGAUGCUCUCAAUGGUGCAGCUGUAGAACUUUUUAAAGAUCUGAGCGCCCAUGCCAAGCCUCCUGCGGGGGGGGGAGGCAUUAUCAUGCUCUCUUCACAACUGUGAUGUCUUUGAAUCGUGAUAGGUCCUUAGUGAGUUGUACAACGAAGAACUAGUAGCUCUCAACCUGCUCCUCUAGAUGUGAAUGGGGGUGUGCUCAGCCCACUGUUUCCUGUAGUCCACUAUCAUCAAUUUUGUCUUGCUGACGUUAAGGGAGAGGUUGUCCUGGCACCACACUGCCAGGUCUCUGACCUUCCUGUAGGCUGUCUCAUAAUCGGUGUUCAGACCUUACUUGAUCUUGAUUACAAAGGACAUGAAGACAAAUGCAUUUCUUGCUAUUUUAAUCAUAUGUACCAUACUAAGCACUCUUGAGGCCAUAUUAUAAUUCCAGUUGGGGGCAUGGGAGCAGCCAUGCUGGUGGGAGCACGGUCACUGAUGUCUGACAUGGGUAAAUCCGUUUUUAAUUUAAUCACUUUUUAACAGCAACCCUUUUGAUUUGAACAAAACCUCAUACGCAUACUGAACCAAAAUAUAAACAACAUUUCAAAGAUUUUACUGAGUUACAGUUAAUAUAAGGAAAUCAAUCAAUUUUUAAAUAAAUGAUUUAGGUCCUAAUCUAUGGAUUUCACUCCACUUGACUGGGCAGGGGUGCAGCCAUGGGUCAGAAUGCAUUUUUACCCACAAAAGGCCUUUUUUACAGACAUACUGUUUACACGUGGUCUACAGUUGUAAGGCCAGUUGGACGUAGUGCCAAAAUAUCUAAAACAACGUUAGGAGCUGCUUAUGGUAGAGUAAUGUACUUUCAAUUAUCUGGAAACCGCUCUGGUGGACAUUCCUGCAGUCAAGCGUGCCAAUUGCACGCUCCCUCAACUUGAGACAUCUGUGGCAUUGUGUUGUAUGACAAAAUUGCAAACAAUUCUAGGAUAUUUUAUUUCAGCUCAUGAAGAAUGGGACCAAAACUUUGCAUUUAAAAAAAAAAAUUUGUUCAGUGUAUUUUAUAAUUUCGUGAAAGAAAAAAAUGAAAUAUCUACUGAAAUAGCAACUCGUGCUUGUCUUUUAUUUUCAGUUCAUCCACCAGCUGAAAAUACUUUUAUUUUUUAGUUUAUUGAAAAGCUAUUUAAUGGUACAAUGAUUCUGAACACUAUGGCUUGAAAAAAAUAAAACUAUCAUUCAACUGCUCUGCAGCUAUACAAGGGACAUUUUCUGAAUUUCAAUGCAAAAAUAUUACGUAUAGCUUCUUUAACCGGGUCAACUUUGAUCUCCUUGGCAUUCAGGUCCAAAAAUUAACUUUCUUACUAAUUCCAUGAUCAAACAUGUUGGAAAGCUUUUUUUUUUAAAGCAUCCCUUUUGAUUUAAACAGUGAUCGUAUUCAAAUAUUUUUACCCACUUGCAAAUAUUUCUCAUGGCUCUCAUCAAAGGCUGGAAUACGAACCACAUGGAAUUGAGUUAUUUGUUAAAUGCAAAGACGUGUAUGCUUUAUAAUGUAUUUAUUAUGGGUGUCUCUUGUUAUUGUGGCGCAUGCAGGUGGAGUUUUAACCAAAUGUACAAUUUAAGAAAUAUUCUCAAAACAAGGGAAGUUUAAAAAUCCAGCAAAAGCUACAAUAAACAAACCCAAGCCAUGGCCAACACAAUAGUAUUUUAUAAAGGCAGUGCCUGUCUGCUUGUUAUUGAACUGCCCAUUUUUUUUGUCUAUAUAUUGCCUCUAAGUCCUUUUGUAAGCUUGUUUUGUGUCGGGGAGUAGGGUUACGGAUGAAGCUGCUGUGGGUGCCGGUGUUGUCUGGAACGUCACAUGGGAAACAAAUGGCACAAAGCACUGUCCAGGGCAGUUCAGGGCUGGACCAGUCCACCACUACUGGUGCCACAGACAUCCGGGGCUACAGACAGCUGGCGCUUCGGCGAAUAGCUGCAUCUGUGCAUGAUUGGAAGUGGUCCAGCCGGUGCUGUGCGUGUUUAGUUUUGCCUGCCCUGCUGUGUUUUGGAUAGCUGUUAUACAUGCUCUUCUUGGUUGUAUUGAGGGGCAGCAGGGCAGGUUUUUGCAGGUUGCAGAGGCUCUGUGGCUUAUGGGCAUGGGUGAGGGAGCUGAAUGCCCUGGAGGAGCACUGACACAUCCUGAGUCUUCUACCUGCUGUUGUGCCACUGCACUCAGGUAUUCUGGUUCACUUCAUACAACUGCAGUAUUUGUCACCACACGCUGUCUGAUCUUCUUGGAGUCCCUUGUCCGAGCUGCCUUCCCCAUCUUCUGAGGACUAGGUGAACACGGUCGGUAGCCUAGUGGUUAGAGCGUUGGACUAGUGACCAGAAGGUUGCAAGUUCAAACCCCCGCACUGACAAGGUACAAAUCUGUCGUUCUGCCCCUGAACAGGCAGUUAACCCACUGUUCCUAGGCCGUCAUUGAAAAUAAGAAUUUGUUCUUAACUGACUUGCCUGGUUAAAUAAAGGUAAAAUAAACCUGAUAAGGGAAUGUGUUUAAAGUAAUGACUAAAGGAUUCCACCCUGAAAUCAUUGAAAUGUGUUAGUCAUAAUUCCAUAAUAUGUGUGACUAGAUCAUUGUGUUGCUGUGUAGUGGUGUGAGAGUUGAGAGAACAAAGAACAACAGGAAAGAGGCUCCUUCCAAGGUCCCUCUUAUCUGGGGAGGAAAGGAACGGAGAGAAACUGCCAAGGCGGGUAGAAAAGUGAUCAACUCUGUGUGUGUGUGUGUGUGUGUGUGUAAGUAGGUGGGGGUGAGAGUUAUAAAAUGACAUGUCUUUGCAUUUCGGACUUUAGAACAUUCUCUGAAUAAACCUUACGGACCUUUUGCAGAAGUUGAGUCUUUGCCUAA